AUGGCUAGUGGUUUACAAGCUGCCGCCCGUCAUGGCGCCCAAAGUGUAACUCAAUUGGCCGGCUCCACUUCUUCCCUGCGUCGAACAAUCCAGGCUAAUGGUCUCCGACGAUUUGCCCACCAGACACAAACCUCCCCUCCUACUUCACCCUUCGCCCCCCGUCACCUUCUUUCCAUUGCGGACUUGACCCCGGCCGAGUUCGCCACCCUGGUCCGCAAUGCCGCGUCGCACAAGCGCGCGAUCAAGUCCGGGGCCAUCCCGCAAAGCCUGCUGGGAUCGUUGUCCGGCAAGACCGUGGCCAUGAUGUUCAACAAGCGCAGCACGCGCACCCGCGUGUCGACCGAGGCCGCCGCCGUGCAAAUGGGCGGCCACCCGAUGUUCCUGGGCAAGGAGGAUAUCCAGCUCGGCGUCAAUGAGUCACUAUACGACACCUCGGUGGUGAUUUCGUCCAUGGUGUCGUGCCUUGUCGCACGAGUUUCGAAGCACUCGGACGUAGCGGACCUGGCUAAGCACUCUUCGGUUCCGGUGAUCAAUGCGCUGUGUGACUCUUUCCACCCGCUGCAGAUUAUUGCCGACUUCUUGACCAUUUACGAGGCCUUCCCGCCCAAGGCGCACCACCUUUCAAGCCUGGGACUGGAGGGACUCAAGAUCGCCUGGGUGGGUGACGCAAAUAACGUCCUGUUCGACCUGGCCAUUGGCGCCACGAAGAUGGGUGUGGAUAUGGUCGUGGCGACGCCCGCGGGCUACGAGAUUCCGGCGGACAUGCUCGAGAUUAUCCAGCGUGCCGGCGAAGGUGUUUCGAGGCCGGGCAAGCUCACUCAGACCAAUGUCCCCGAGGAGGCUGUUAAGGGCGCCGACCUCCUGGUGACGGACACGUGGGUGUCAAUGGGCCAAGAGGAGGAGAAGAUCAAGCGGAUGCAAGCCUUCAAGGGCUUCCAAAUCACCCCAGAACUGGCCCAGCGCGGAGGUGCCAACGGGGGCUGGAAAUUCAUGCAUUGUCUGCCCCGACAUCCGGAGGAGGUGAGCGACGAGGUCUUUUACAGCCCGCGCUCGCUGGUCUUCCCCGAGGCCGAGAACCGGUUGUGGGCUGCUAUCGCGGCCUUGGAGGGCUUUGUCGUUAACAAGGGGAAAAUCGUGGAGUAA
Messenger RNA from Penicillium alfredii, 1143 nucleotides. RefSeq names its product ornithine carbamoyltransferase (gene argB). Bases 1 to 1143 code for a protein of 380 amino acids. Gene Ontology annotation, biological process: L-citrulline biosynthetic process. The transcript has a single exon. Gene Ontology annotation, molecular function: ornithine carbamoyltransferase activity; amino acid binding. The record is from RefSeq and is a predicted model, not a curated record. NCBI's taxonomy places the organism in Eukaryota, Fungi, Ascomycota, Eurotiomycetes, Eurotiales, Aspergillaceae. Gene Ontology annotation, cellular component: mitochondrion.